Messenger RNA from Peniophora sp. CBMAI 1063, 843 nucleotides. NCBI's taxonomy places the organism in Eukaryota, Fungi, Basidiomycota, Agaricomycetes, Russulales, Peniophoraceae. The record is from the annotation of a GenBank genome assembly.
AUGCCUGUGUAUGCAAAGUCGUCCGUCUAUCAACUUCCGGCGAGUGUCAAACGAGCGCGCGGUCGGCCACCCAAUGUGGGUGCGGCUCAAGCCCAGAUGAUUACAGAGGACAUGGGGGACUAUCGAGCGCUGAAGGCUAGGAAUGCGCCUCAAGGUGACAUCACCGCCGCUAUCAAUGCAACGGCCAGAAAUCUGAUUCAACGAUACGGCUGGGACGAUCCACUACAUGCACGUUCGAUCAAGGACCAAGAACAGAGCGUUGACAAGGCCGCAGAUGAGGACCAACAGAGACAGAGAGAUUCCACCCUCAAGAAGGUCCGAGAAGAAGUCAAGAAAAUCUGGCGAAGAAACCUGCUAUCUGGAGCCGGGACGGCAGCCCAACCCUCGACAGAUAUCGUCGAUCUAAUCAAGAUAUUUGCGGCUAAGCCUCGGCGUCAGCAGGACUAUAAGAUAUGGGCAAAGUCGAAGCCGCGUCCCAAACUUGAGAUGGAGGUGGACGUUCAACACGCUGCCAAAGUACGAGCCAUCGUUCCGGGUGCCGCCACUCCACCUCGUAUAUCAACCUGGAACGCAGUAGCGUCACAAUGGUACAAGGCGGCAAGCCCCAAGGACAAGAAGGUCGCUCGCAAGAGAGCUCGGCGCGCUCAUAGAAAGGCCAUGCGGGAAUGGGAAGCAAGUGCAUCAGCAAUGCCCAACUCACCUGAGGAGGCGAUCAAAUUCAUGGAAGCGUCGCAGACAUUCCUGAGCGACCUCAUGCACUUCUUCGCAACGCGCACCUCCGGAAUAGCGGUUAUGUUCCUCAGCGGACCUGCAGGCUCGAGUUUGAUGUCAGCUUUACCUUAG